AUGUCGAGAGGCCAAAGCACGGAGGACAGUAAAAAAGGUUUGAGGCCAGGCACAUCCAACAAGAAAGAGGGCAGAAGAAGUUCCUGGAUUGCGAGUUUCAGCUCUAAGUUCUCCUCUGUAAAUUCGCCAACAUCCUCUCGCAACUCCAGCGUUGAUGUGCAGCAAGCCCACAACACCUUGACGGCAUCUCCCCAACCCAGCCCGAAGACCGAGUUUGCGAACCCUUUUGAUAAGAAUCGAUCGCCCAAAGAUGGGCAGAAAGAGAUCAAAAAGGAAGAAACUAAACAACCUGUCGUCGCCCAUACUGCCCCUCGUCGACCCUCGGUCCUCGUGGCUGCUGGCAAGGAAACAAAGCUAGAGCACCCUGGAUUUCUGUCGAGUGCCUUGCGGAGACUGUCUUCAUCGUCCAACACCACCAUGGGUAAGAGCGCAACUAGUGGAGCAAUUUGCCCAAGGAGGAUUAUGAACGUGGACCCAAACCGCGAGCGCAUCAAGAUUAGCGAGUUUGACCAAAACAAGCUCAAGAGAGUGUCGUUUUGCGUUGAUGUAGAGAUUGCCGGGUUUGCUUCUCAGGCUGACGAAGACCCAGAGCAAUCUCAUCGCCCAGCUGUGUCAAAUGCACAGAAGCAGAGUAUCUCUAAUUCCGACAAACAAGUAACCAGCAACAAGGACUCAAAGGACGCAAGGACCAAAGAAAAGGGUGAAGGGGCAGCUUUGAAAGCGCCUAAGCCGGCAGCUGAAGAAAAGGAAAAGGAAGAGGUAGAGCCGAGCAAACCCCAGCCAGAAGAACCUCAGGCUCCACCAUCGGAGGAGAAACAGGCGGACAAAGAUAAAGACACAUCGGAAUCGCUGCAAGGCCCCGAACCUCUCGCCGUUCCCGGAACGCGGAAAAAGGAGAAGAAGAAACGGUCGGAAGCCGAACGGAAAGAACGAAAGGAGCGGAAAAGACGACACGCCGAAGCAAACGGUCUGGUACCGUUGGAGUUGACUCGUGAAGAUGACGAUUCGGACUCGAAUUCGAGUGUGACGCCGCCAGGCGCCUCAACGCCCAGCAAGCGGUCUGCGGAAGGGGCGGAUGGCCGUACGACAGAUCCUCUGAGAAUAUACAAGCGUUGCUGUCAGCUGCGCGAAACCACAGUUCUCAGCAAAGUCAAAGAGCAAAUAUCCAAGCCCUCCGCAGGUGUGGCAGAAGCCCCUGGUACCGUGGCGGUGAUGGACCUUUCUGGCUAUCCGAUGCAGCUGCAGGAUAUUGUAACUCUCGGAGACUGGCUCGCAAUAGUUCCUGUUCGGAAACUCGUCUUGGACAAUUGCGGAUUAACAGACGAGGGCGUCCGGGUGAUUUUGUCCGGCCUCUCGAGCUGCAAGUCCGUCGAACAAGCCCGACAGAACAGGAAAUUGCCGAAGAGGCCGAGCGGCAAGAGUGGCAAAGAGCAAAUGGGUGUCAUAGAGAGGCUCUCCUUGAAGGACAACCCUGGUAUUACGAAUCUGGGGUGGCGGCACAUUGGGCUUUUCAUGCACAUGUCACGGUCGCUGAGGGCCAUUGAUCUGUCGGGAAUCCAAUUUCCCAAGGCUGGCGAGCUCUCACGGACGGUCUCCACCACGAGUUCCAACAGCAAUGGAUCGUACGACACAACCUCGAAAGUUAUGGAUCUGGGGACUUUGGUCAUCUACGCAUUGUCCGAGCGUUUGGGCGACAAACUCGAAGAGCUGAUCCUCAGCGACUGUGGCCUUGCCACUACAAAUAUUCGAGACCUCGUGGACUGCGCCAUUAAAUGCAAGAUCCGGCGGCUUGGGCUUUCGUGUAACAAUCUGGACCAGGAAGCCCUCAGCUAUCUUGUUCGGUAUAUCAAAUCCGGCCACUGUGAAGGCCUCGAUCUUGGAAGCAACAAUCUACACGGGAUUGCAUAUAUUCUUGCAGAAGGUGCUGACACGGAUUGCCCCUUGUUUGCAAUUAGUUUGUCGGAUUGUAACUUGACGCCGGCGGAUCUCAAUUCGAUCCUGAUCCCGUUUGCCAAGUUGAAGAACCUCAAGUUCAUCGACCUCUCCCGCAACAUGGCCUUGUUCAACAGUCAGCCGAGCGCCGUCCCGGUCUUCCGAAAACUUCUCCCCAAAUUGGCGCCAUUGAAGCGUUUACAUCUCUCAGAUGUGGGCAUGACGUCUGAACAAGUCAUCGCCCUGGCCGAGAUCUUGCCGGACUGCCCAUCGAUGGCUCAUCUCAGCAUUUUAGACAAUGCUCCGCUCAUUCAUGCGAUGAAUUCGAGGGACGCCAGCUCACAGGAGGAGGCUUGCGCAUUCUUCGCGUCCUUGAUGACCGCCGUCCGAGUGUCAGAGACUAUUGUCGCGGUGGAGAUCGAAAUGCCCAGUGCAGACAGCAGUGAGGUCGUCAAAGCGCUAGCGUCACAAGUUGUGGCUUACAGUCUCCGAAACAUGGAGCGGACGACUCUGACGGAAGUCGGCGUCAAGCCCGAGGAAUUCACUGACAAGGACGCUCCAGAAGUUCUGCUUCAUCUCGUUGGCCAUAUGGAUGGUUACUCGGCGAACUACGACAAGGACGAGCCAGCGCCGGAUGAGGACUAUAUGAUUGCAUCUACAGGAAUAGUCAAGGCACUGGGUGUCUGUUUGGAUCGCAAGGAUGGUAAUAGUCGCGCACAGUCAAGAAACAUCAGCCCUACAGCAAGUGGCACAUCCACGCCGCGAGGACCGUUACGGCAGAGGACGGUGUCCAAGCCCCGGGAUGUGAGCCUGGAGCUUUGUGAGAGUGCGAGGAAGAUCAGGCGAAGAUUGCAGCCUGUCCUGGUCAGAGAAGACCGGGCGGGGAACCACGACAACUAUCGCCGCCUCUUUUUCCUCGACCAGACUCUGCAGAGGAUGAUACAGAGGUUCGAGGACGAGUACCCCGAGACCAAAGUCCCUUCUUUGUCUCCUCCCACGGCCAACGGCAUGCCGUCGCCAGACCCAUCCAUGGGAGACACCUCUCUGCUAUCGGCUUCGAUGGAUUCAAACGAAAUGUUGAAGAUGACCGACGCUGACGACUACUUCCCGGCCGAGCGUGAGGCAAAAGACGCAUACGCCCUGAAAUUAUCUCGAACAUCGUCCAAUACGUCGCUCGCGGCCAAAGCUUUUACAGACGAGGAAGGUCGCAUGCACCGUUUUGGACAGAGUAUACGGAGAGAGGUCCUCAAACCUACAGGGAUGGAUGACACUCUGCAUGGAACCCUAGCGACAGACGCGGACCCACCCCACAUUGCUGCUCUCCGGGCGAAGCUGGAUGAACUCCGUGGAGAGGACAUUCGGUACCGAGUCGAAAAGGAGGGCGCAGACAAUGUGGUGCGCGAACUGGGAUUGAACGCUCAAGAGCUUCUCAUGCUGAGGGAGCAGGAUCCCGAGGGCUUCGAUACAUUCCGAGAGUCGCAGCUGGCUGCGCAGAUCAAUGCAGGCUUGAUUCCCGUGGAUGAGAUGAAAAGUGCGGAGGUGUGA
This is a messenger RNA of Fonsecaea erecta, 3477 nucleotides long. RefSeq lists its product as hypothetical. Gene Ontology annotation, cellular component: cytoplasm. NCBI's taxonomy places the organism in Eukaryota, Fungi, Ascomycota, Eurotiomycetes, Chaetothyriales, Herpotrichiellaceae. The transcript is spliced from 2 exons. The record is from RefSeq and is a predicted model, not a curated record. Bases 1 to 3477 code for a protein of 1158 amino acids.